Armigeres subalbatus is the source of this 1079-nucleotide messenger RNA. RefSeq lists its product as uncharacterized. Lineage: Eukaryota; Metazoa; Arthropoda; Insecta; Diptera; Culicidae. Gene Ontology annotation, biological process: regulation of transcription by RNA polymerase II; mesoderm formation. Gene Ontology annotation, molecular function: protein dimerization activity; DNA-binding transcription factor activity, RNA polymerase II-specific; RNA polymerase II cis-regulatory region sequence-specific DNA binding. The transcript is spliced from 3 exons. Bases 101 to 1069 code for a protein of 322 amino acids. Gene Ontology annotation, cellular component: nucleus. The record is from RefSeq and is a predicted model, not a curated record.
UCUUCAUUCUUCAAAUGAGGUUUUAGUACCCUCCGUGUAUACAUCAUCAUCACCCAGUACGAUAAUACACUUAUUGUUUAUUAAAAACAGUGUGGAAGAAAUGAAUAUUGCUGACUUAAUUCCAAUCGAUCUGAGUAACGAUCAUGACUACCCGUCGACCAGCAAUUCUUCGCUGGACGUCGAGGUGGACAGUGGUAACGAACACCAGACAGCAUCGAACAGUGCAACGCAUGUAGAUCGACUUCCAUCAGAAGAACUUAAAAGUGUGUCCUUUCGAGGAAAAAGUGUUAGAACGAUGAGCAACGAAAACAUCCAUCCACGUGUCUUACGUUCAUCCAAUCGUACAUCCAUGUAUGCAAGUUUAGCUUCGGAAAGUGCGUUGAAAGUAAAUCAAUCCACGUUUUCGCCACCGCAAGCGCUGCUUCAGAUUAAUUCCACUGAAGAAACCUCACCAGUGGUCACUAUAGACAUUUCGAAGGCUGUAGAAGCGAGAAGUAAUGAUCCGAAAGGAACCGCCGGGAUAACUUGCAGCGGGUACUGUAGUGAUAAUUAUGCGAAUUCACCUUUGUCGGGCAGUUAUGGAUCGCCCGGAGCAAGUGUGUUACUUAGAAGUGCAGGAAACUCAGAGUCCUUGAUACAGUUCGAAACCAGUGUUUGGAAGAAGCGAGCUCUCGAAAUGGAAAAAGAUUACAAAAAAACAGCAUGUGAUCGCGAAAGGACGCGAAUGCGUGAUAUGAACCGUGCCUUCGAUUUGCUUCGCUCGAAGCUACCGCACACUAAACCUUCUGGGAAAAAAUAUUCCAAGAUCGAGUGCCUUAGACUUGCUAUCCAAUACAUUCAGCAUCUGCGAAGUGAACUGCUUUCAACAACACCCCCAACUCAUCCUCUGGAUUACUGCUACGAUAUGCCAUCAUACGAACUGCCGUCUUCAGCGCCUCAGUCAAUUGCGUCAACGACAUAUCUGGAUACGGAUUCCAAUAACAACAUUCCUCACCACAUUCCUGCACAUAAUUCGCAGUGGUACAUUACGCGAAAUCCGGAUGGAUAUAGUUAUUAUUACUUACCAUGAUAUAAAAAAA